CGCGCGACCAGCAGAGCCCGCCCCCGCCUGAUCUCGCGAGAGCCGAGCGCUAUUUAGUCUCGGAGGCGGCCAUCGUACUCCCUUUGCGGAGACGAAGCGUAAGGGCAGAUUAAAACAUGACUGAUACAGAUGAAUCCCACGCUUCUGGUUCUGAUUAUCCUGAUGCCCAAGAUAUCAUAUUAACUCAGAGGAAAAAAAGAUCUAAAGUACCUGAGCAUGCAGCAAGUGCACAGAAGGAACAUUUGUGCUCAAGGCAGAAGGGUGCCAGUCCUGAGGAGUCUUCAGAUGAGAUCAGUAGUACAGAUACGUCUUCAGAUGAGGUGGAUAGCAGUGAUUCAGAAAUUGAUGUUCCAGCUGCUAGUGGCAGCAAGCACCAUAGGAAACACUCUGUUGUACCUUCAAAGCGAAAGAGGAGAUUGCAGCCUUCAAAGCAACAAGCAGAAGCUGAUGCAGGAGUGCCUGGCAGUGAAAGUUCUGAUUCUUCUCUGCCCACUCAGAGCCCAGUGAGGCCACCUGAAGCCUCCCAAGAGAAGAAAUCUAAGCUCAAUCUGAAAGCCAUUUUUGCCUAUCACUUCAGAGGAAGGAAGUUUAAAGCUGCUGCACACCGAAAAUACCGGAGCAGUGGUUCACGGAAGAUAAAGAGAGCCUCUGGGUGCACACGGAGGCGCGGUAAGAAGAAGCCCAUGACAGCCUCACCUCAGGAGCGAAGGAAAAGGCUUAAGGAUCGAGGCUUUCAGUUCCCUUUUGUUGAAAAACAUUAUGGGAGAAAACAUAUUCCCUUAAAGAUGGUUCUUAGCUAUGAGCAAGCAGCUGCAAAGGGAUAUUUCCAAUAUGUUGAAAUGCUCAAAUAUGAAGAACACCUCAAAAAGGCUUUGAAAGCCCUUGAAGCCAGUGAAGACUUAGAAAGAGAAUGCCUGGUAGUGCGGAAACACAAAUAUUUAGAUGACGAAGGCCCCCUUUCUCCUAUCCAGGAGACAAAUGAUGAUGAUGAUAAUAACUGCGUGGGCUCUGAUAAUCCAGAAGACUUUGAUGUCAGAGUAGUGGACAACAGCUGUUUCAUCAUAAGCAGCAAAAUUCCCAACAAGAAGAAAUCAAAGGCCAGAGCAAAGUCAGCUGGAGGGGUUGAAGUAAAGAAGAGUGCUGCUGAUAACUAAACAUUUGUGUGGUUCUCUUUGGUUGAACAGAACACGAACGAAUAAGGUGGCAGCAGUCACUUCUCAGAGACCUUAUUGAGGUCUGCUUGGCUUAAAAUGUUGGUCUGAAGUCAGCGUUGAGCUGUCAGCCAGGCAACCUCAUCAGAAUCAAUUUAAGUUUGUUGCUUUUGGAUGAUGAAUAUUGAUCAGCUGCUGUGAGAGCUGGUGCACAAAUCUGUUACUUCUGUGCUGUCCUGUGGAACACACUGGUUAAGGAGGUAUGCUUUGUUUCUGCUGAGUUUUGGCGUGAGAGAACUUGAGUCUUUGCCUUCUCAGAGAGGCUUUGGUGGAGCUUGUCAAACACAGCAGUGGGAACUGUCAGACAAGUUGUUAAGUGAUAAAAGUGCAUUUAAGUUGACCUGGUUCUUUAGUGUUUCUUGAAGUAGAGGAAUAUUUGAGGAAGUUUUUUUCCCUGUGGGGAGGUUGUGCUGUGACUGUAAGCUGAAGACUUAGCUGGUUUUUUUUUUUUUCCUAAAUAAGUAUUUCAUUUGGAAAGGCAAAUCCAGAAGGCAGCCAGUGAUGUGUCCAUGUUGGAGUUAAUGGGCUGGGCUUUAAAACAAGCUGUUCUGCAGGUGUUGUGAAGAGUUGAUUGUUGCGCCUUGUUAUUCAGCAGGCAGACAACUCCGUGUGUGUCUCAAUUGAACAACGGGGCCAGAAGAGCAACAGGUUGUGCUUUCCUCACUGUAACACCCAUUGCAGUGGUGACAAUGAGACCUGUAACAGGCUUACAUACUGAGAGAAUUGUGCAAACACGGUUCAAAAUGUGGUUACUCUUAAAUUCUGACGGAUUGACAUGUGUGGUGUUGUGAAUUCUUGAAUUCAUAGAAUCACAAGGUUGGAGGAGACCCACAAGAUCAUCCCAUCCAACCAUCCUCCUAUCAGCAUUACUAUCCACUAAGCUACUAAACAAUAUCUUGCAGCAUUCUGCAUCCUGCUGGCUGUGGGAAGUGGAAGAAAAACACACAGUACUGAAUUCUGUAAAUAGUUUAUCAGAGCACUCUUGGAAGCUGUCUUGUAGUUGCUUCACACCGCAGUGCAGCUGACGUAGGUAACACCCUCACAUACAUCUUCUGUGCCAUAGUGCUUUGAUUUCUUAAGUGUGGGUAGAUUUUGUUGAUAGUUUUGUGACAGACUUUGAUUUGAAGUGCUGCGUAUUCAGUGUAAGAGUGCUUGCAUCUUGAAGUUACUAAAAUGCUGAAGAAACUUAGACGUGUUAAUCAGUACCGUAAUCUGCUCUUUUCAGCAAGCCCACCUGACGAUGCAGACCGGAGGAAUACCUUGGUGGUAUGAAGAAAUGAGAGAAGAAGUGCAGAAAGCCACUUGACAGAGACGGAGCUCCCCUAUAGGUUAGUGUGCCCUCUGAGCUUCUGCAGAUGCAUCAGUGUUUGAAGGGCUCUGGUUUUCAGUGGCUGGAGGUGUUCACCAGGUGAAGCUCAGUGCCUUUUGGAGUGUUGCAGGGGCAUAACUCAACAUUUGUUAGGAUAUUUUAAAGUAAUAUUCCCUUUCAGUCUGUUAAGAGAAGACUUCUUUAACUCUGGUUUAUCCCAAGAAAGAUCUCAGUCUGAAAUGAAGUGAUGAGGUUAACUUCCUAAACUCGGGCUUCACUUUAAAGUAAAUGAGUACUAAGGGAAGUUAGGAGUGUUUGAAUACAUGUUGUAGUUAAUUCCCUUCGUUUUAUACUGUUCAUGUUCAUGUAAUACUGUUCGUGUAAUCGUAGCUUUUAACAUUAAACUGAUGUGGAGUUAUUACUGCAUCUUCCAAAUGAAAUGGUAGUGUAACAUUGCGCUCCUUUUUCCCACAAAUCAUGACAGAAGUAAGAAGGCACUUCAUAGGAACUGUAUAAGAUGCUUUUCCAGUCUGCUUGAUUUUUGUUGGUUGGUUUAUGGUCACAGAAACAUUGAGGUCUAUCCCGAUAGGAUCUCUUCUGUAGGUUCAUGUCGUUGGAAACGCCUCACAGAACAAACUUGUGGUUUAGUUUCACCCUUGGAGCUACCUGUUGGCUCUGUGGGAUAGAACUGCAAGACAAAUCUUCAUGUACCAUUUUAGGAAUGGAAGUAACGUGUCAUGUUCUCCCUCAGGUACUGGCUCAUGAAUUUGAUAUAGAUGAAAAAAAAAUUCAAAUGGAAAAGCUUGGUAAGAGUGAAAAAGAGCAUGUUCUGAGAUAUAAAAUGUAACUAACAUGUUUAACUGCGUGAGUUGAACUUGCUCAGCCAGAUGUCUGUGAAGGUGCCAGACCUCUUUGUGUUUUUUUCUGGUUGGCUUGAAGCAGGCUCUUCCCUCUUCAAUCUGAAAGUGAUUUCCUGUUCGUUGUGGUGCCUGUAAGUUUAAAUUAGAAAGUCCAGCCCUCUGAUGUCUGUCCAGUCUUAAAGUAACUCAAUGAGCAUGCUGGAUUUUUGCUGUUCUAUGUAAUUCAGCAAUGCUGCUUUUCUCUUGUUAAGCUUCAAAGAUUUAAAGUCUGAGUUAAUUUCUGAGCCUGGUACAGUGUUAGAACUCCUGGGUUACAUGGAGCAUAGUGCUAUUCCACAGACCAUAGCUUGAAGUAAAAGGACAAUACUCAUAAGCCCAUUGUGCUGGGAAUAUAAAGAAUACUUGAAAGAAUAAUGAGACUGCUGAAAUUGAUGGAAUUUCUUUUCUCUCUUAGCAUGGCAACUUCUGUGAGAUUGGUACUACAUUUUCACUUCUCUCUAACUGGUGUCUGGAGAGCUUGAACAUAAAUGUGCAUUUGUUGAUUGAGGACUGUUGCAUCUGUUGCACUGAACGGUAUCUGCACCCAGCAGCAUUCUUCUGAUGGGGUGUUCAAAAAUCAGUGCUACAGUAGUUCAGCAUUUGGCAUCGUUGGUUUUCACUCUGCUGUGGUUGUUGAACCUGGUAUUCUUGCUGAUACAGGCUUUGUCCUCUUCAAGCAUUUGAGCACAGUCCUUUUGUGUGGGGCAGGACUUGUCAGUGUGAGAGCUGACCGCUGGUUCUCCCUGGUGUGUUCAGUUUGUUUCUUUAAACAGGUGCCUUGGGGUACAGAGCAGUCAGUUGGCUGUGUGAAAUGGAUUAGCUGCGGAAGAGGAAACAGCCUGUUGGACAGGUGUGCCUUUGUGUACCAGAGUGCUGCUGUCACUGAAUGUUGGGGUUAUGAAGCUGUACCUGAGUGCUGCCACAGCAACUCUGUAGGUCCUGAUGUGAUGUUGCUGCAAGUCUUGCAAGAAAGAAAAGCUCUUAAAUGCUCUUAAAACACUCCUCUAUUUCUUGUAAUAAUUGAGAAUUUUAAAUAUUUUAACUUCAUUGCCCUGUAAGUUGAAGUAGUGGAUCAAGGUGGGGCUGUAAGCAGGGGAGGAUUAUCAACUGUGUUCAAACUGUUCCAAGUGGGGAGAUGGGGCUGUUUACUUCAUACAGAAAGUAACAUUCAAAUAAAACUGCUUGAAAGAA
Molecule: messenger RNA, 4610 nt
Organism: Centrocercus urophasianus (Greater sage-grouse)
Lineage: Eukaryota; Metazoa; Chordata; Aves; Galliformes; Phasianidae
Gene: TAF1D
Product: TATA-box binding protein associated factor, RNA polymerase I subunit D
Exons: 11
Coding region: 117-1154 (345 amino acids)
Biological process (GO): regulation of DNA-templated transcription
Cellular component (GO): RNA polymerase transcription factor SL1 complex; nucleus; nucleoplasm
Source: RefSeq, a predicted model, not a curated record